AUGAUGAGAGCGGCUUCAGUCCCAACCAUGGCGAAGACGGUUUCGGUCUCAAUCUUGACAAAGACACCCUCGGUCUCGAACAUGGUGAAGACGACCUCGACUCCGGCUGUGGCGAGGACUCCUUCAGUCCCGAACGUGGUGAAGACGACCUCGGCUUCGGCGAAGGCGAGGAUGCCUUCGGUCCCAGCCCCGAAGUCGAAGACGCAACAGGCCAUCCCAAAGAUACGAUGA
This is a messenger RNA of Arabis nemorensis, 231 nucleotides long. Lineage: Eukaryota; Viridiplantae; Streptophyta; Magnoliopsida; Brassicales; Brassicaceae. The record is from the annotation of a GenBank genome assembly.